AUGGCUCCGUUUGGCACCAGCUGCCCGGCGGUACCUGGGCUCCACCAGCGCAGUGGACCGUGGUCACCCCCUGGAGAGCAGACCGGCCACCGCGCAGGAGUCUGGCCCCCGAGUCCAGCCCUGUGUCUCACCGCCCUGGUGAAGGGGCUCAGCCUUCCUGCCGUGAAGGCCCCCGCCACAGAGGGACCGCGGACCUCGGCCCCGCCCCGCUUCGUGUGGACCUCCGCAGCGCCUCCCUCCCCUCCCCGUGGGGGGGAUUCCCAAACCCCACUCCGCCUCCAGGACUCAGAAACCAGCCACGGGACAAAGAGUGGGGAGAGUACAGGCGUCGACCUCCCCUCUGGGCAGGAGGCCCCCGGCCCUCUGCCCUCCCCGGCCUUCAGCCUCAGCCUCUCUGGCACUUUCCUCCCCACCGCCAGCUCCCGGGCCCCAGAGCGGCUCGAGGCCGAAAGGUCCCCCACCAGGGGCAGGGAGGACAGACAGGCACCGAGGAAAGGCCUCUGGACCUCAGGCCCUGGGGAGCUUGGCCCCACAUCUCCUCCCCACAACUUCACUCCACGUGCGUUAGUGACAGGCCUCGGAGGGGUGCGAGUCCUGGACCGGCCCGCGCCCUCAGAGGGCGGCAGCGUCCGUGCUCCUCUGCAAGGAGCCCCAGCCCCAGGCCCCGGGCAGGCCCAAGCCCCCCGCCUCCGCCUCGCGGGCGGCCGGCUCAAGAACCCAGCCCUCCGCUCCCCGCCUGCCCCUCUCCAUAUCCGUGGCCACCCUCAGGCCAGCCGGAUGCGGGAGGGACACGCCCUGUGGGACGGGGUCGGGGUCAGGACCCAGGACACAGAAGCGCUCGCUCAGCGGCCGGCCCUGCCUCUGGUCUCUCCUCCUGGAAGACCGCCCUGCGUGGGAGAGCCCGCCACCGGCCCCUCGCGGUGGGCCAGGGCCAGGCCCGAGGCAGGCAGCUACGAACUCCGGGGGCCCAGCCCCGCUGCCCCUCCCCAGGCCGCUGCGGGGGGCGGGGGGGCGGGGGCCGGCCUCCGGGCAGCGGGCAGCGUGCAGACGCAGGCUCCGUUGUCAACACCUGAGGGCAGAGCGCCAGUCCCCAGCUCCCACCUUCCUGGGCCCUGGGGGCCCUGGAAUCUGCCCCGCACGGGCUGCGCUCAGGCUCAGAGGUCUCACCGGGACCUGCGCCUCGGCCCAGGGCAGGCGAACAUACUCCUGGUCCCUUUUUGGGCCAAGAGGCCAGAGGCCUCCUCCAGAGGCCAGGGCCGGGCCCACCCUGCCUGCCGGAACCUUGCAGAGAAGGGCUGGGAGCACCCGGAUGACAGGGCGAGCCCGGAGCCCACGCCCUGGGCCUGGCUCUGGAGGAGGCGGCUCCGUGGCAGCACCCUGGGCGAGGCCAGGCCUGGGGGAUGGGUGGGCCCGCUAGCUGAAGCUCCCAGGAAGUGGCAAAGCCGCACCUCUCUUCCCUGGAAAAGGAACAAGCCCGGCUUCCCCCGCGGCAGCGGGGAGGCCAGCGCUGUCCCACCAGCGAAGGAACAGAGGGGCCCAGGCAGGCCCCACCCCAGGGCUGACGGGGAGCUUGGCAGGGCCUGCGAUGCGGCCAGCGAGCUCAGGGAGCUGCCCAUCCUCCGGGGCCCACUGCUUCGCCCGCCGCAGCCCUGCCCCGCCCGUUCUGCCAGUGCCCGCUCUGUCCGCUGA
Molecule: messenger RNA, 1689 nt
Organism: Hippopotamus amphibius kiboko
Lineage: Eukaryota; Metazoa; Chordata; Mammalia; Artiodactyla; Hippopotamidae
Product: basic proline-rich protein-like
Exons: 9
Coding region: 1-1689 (562 amino acids)
Source: RefSeq, a predicted model, not a curated record